GCCCAGCCGUUUACAGAGAGAUCUGAGCCCAACGAUGAGAGGAAUGGAAGAUGAGUGUCAUCUUGUUGCUUACGAGAUUCAACUUCGUUUUUGAAAUUUCUGCAACUCGAAGCAAUUCCUUCUGGGAGACUAGGUCGCUCGUAGACUUUUUACAUGUUUUUCAACUCUCUUAAGCUUAUUAUCAUUCCAAUUUCGUUCAAAUUUGACCCUUUACGAUGAUGUCCCCAAAUCUUAGCCCCGACGAUCGAGGCUCUUCUCAUGCGGCUAAUUUCAGGCACACUCCCUUGCAAAUAAUCCAUUUCAUUGGCAACUUCUUGAGGAUAUGGUCUGUGUAUUCCAUGUACAGCUAUCUGUCUCAAACAGGAGCUUCUGUUGUACUUUUUAUCUUCAGUUGUCUUGUUCCAUCAUCCAUCCUCUUUUUAAUUCUGCAAAAGCCAUGGAAGGGAAGGCCACUCUCAAAUACACAGGUAGUCCCUUCGCUUAUUAAUGGGGUGAUUACAGCUUUAUACUACAUCUUAUGGGGAAUAGGCCUUAAAUCCUGUGGCCCUGUUAGGGCUAUUUUGGCAGAGUACUCAGGUGCUGUUCUUGGAGUUCUUUCUGCUGUUUUGUAUGGCAGAAAAGGGCAUAUUUGGAAAAAGGUUGGUGGGCUGUUUGCAAUGUUGGCAUCUUUCUACUUCUUGUCUCAAGGAUGGGCCACUGCUACAUAUUCUCCAUUCUCAUAUAAUGAUAGCGAUGAUACUGAAGGUAAAACACAGGAAAUAUUAAACAUGAAGAGCAUGAUUGCUCCUAUAUCUGCUGGAGUUUUAUCAGCAUUAAGAAGGGUAAUCACAAGACGUAUCUCACUCAAGAAUCAACUAAAAAGAAGGCUUCAUGCUAUAACUAUUGCAUCUGCCACUUGCUUUCUGUUUCCAGUAGCCAUGUGGGACAUGAUUGUAGGUUCUAGCUCAACCAAUGUGGAAUUGCCAUUUUCUGUUUGGGCUUUUUCAAGCACCAUUCUCUUUGGUGUAAUAUUAAUAUUUUAUGUGGAUAGCAUUGCUGAAGAAAGGCUGCAUAUGGUGUUCUCAUCUCCAAGACAUUUAAUGGUUGCCGGAGGAUGCUUAAUUCUCAUGGAAAUCUUUUACAAAAUGGACUUCUCAUUACCAGGCUUUUUGAUUUGUUGCAUUCUAUUGGGCUUUGGAAUAUAUGAAGCAACUUCUUUGGAACGUGGGAAAAAAGACAAUUUAAAUAAUAUUGAUGUUGGGAAUGGGUUAUUUGAUGAUCAAAGUCAAAGGUCUCCUCUUCCAACUUGAUAUAUUUGAGACUCGUAUCUUUGUUAAUUGCAUGGAUUAUGUGUAUGUACAUCACGAGAGAGAAGAUUAGAAGCAAAUGUUGCAUUAUUGAUAAUAUCUUUAUAUUCACAAGAACUCAAGAAGCCAAGAAAUUUACUCAAGAAGGAAGAGAGCUCAAGUGAUGAAAAUGAAGUGAAUGUGAAAGUUGAUUACUAACCAACUAUUUUGAGUGUUAUUAUAAGAUUAGUCACUCUUUUUUUUUUUUUUCACAUUUUAAUGUAUGAGAAAGUAACCAACUAACAAAUUUGUUCAAAUUAUGAAAAUAUGACUUUCAACGGUUUUAUCGGUUA
Molecule: messenger RNA, 1618 nt
Organism: Lactuca sativa (garden lettuce)
Lineage: Eukaryota; Viridiplantae; Streptophyta; Magnoliopsida; Asterales; Asteraceae
Product: zinc transporter
Source: RefSeq, a predicted model, not a curated record